UUAAUAUAAAGAUAAUUUUUCAACCAGAUAGGUGAUUUGCUUUGACAUUUUUAUCUACAACAGUUGUGCUAAUGCUGGCACAAAAUAAGUAAGUACAUAUACAUGGAAAAAGGCUAAUGUUGUAUAUUAUAGACACAACUUAAGAAGUUUUAAGACAGGCUUAUUGUCAAAGCAACAGCUGGUUAUCAUAAAAUGAUUACAAAACAGGUGAAAAAAUUAAACAUAAAUAUAUGAAAGGAAAGGAGAAUUUAAAAUUUCUUAAAAUAAAAACACUUGUUGAUAUUUUGUUUCAGGACAUACAGUCAAAUAUGCUUUAAAAUAAUAAAUACAUCAUAAAUAAAUGUCCUCUAUAUUUCAGAUUUUUCCAAAUACAAUGAUCGUCAUUUCUUCACACUAUAGGAAGUGACAUCACAAGUUGACAGCGUGGUUCAGGCACGCCUCCCUGGAAUAAGCAGAGGGGAGAGGGCAUGAGAUAAACCGUGGUAGAUUCAGAGGCAGACAGCGGAUUGGCAUGGCUGUGUGCAGCUCAGCACUUCGAUCUACAUGCGUGAGGCUCCUGCUUGGACAUUUGGAUUCUCUCUGCGCAGCAACACAGCCUUGAUACGGUGCUGGACAGCGCAACAUUGAGCUGUGCUGUGUUUUCACAGCAUGUUGCAGGGCAUUGAGGGUUAGAGAAGGAAUAAUAAGGGGGGACAACCUUACCACACUUGAGCGAUGCUCCGUGAGCUUCUCUCUCUCUCGUUUCACACCGGCAGGCUUUUCUACACAGAGACCUUGGACUAAUGGAGGAAUGCAAUGAUGUUACUCUCUGCUUGUCAUGCUUGAAUCACAGCUUCAUAUAUCCUUUUGUGUCAGAGACCUUAUUGUCUUUGUCUGUCACUGCCGCCAGAUCAACUGUGGGGUAGUGUGGCGGACAGAGCCCCCUCCUCCAUCCCCCUCUCCCUUGUCUAUGCCCCCGGCUUCUCAUCACUCCCAGCUCGCUCGUGUCUCUUUACCUCUCUUAAGCUACCCUCCCCUCUCUGUUAAGCUCCGUCUUUCUUGCUCUCCUGCUCCUUGCUGCUUACUAUCUCCCUUUCUUUGCUCCUUCAAAGCAGGCUGUCUGCAAUUCUAUGCAAGCAGCUUGCUACAUGAUCUACUGGAAAACAGUUUUUACCGCUGCUCUGUCACUUCACAGUUUCUGAGCCCUUGCAGAUUUUCAUCUCUACAAAGGCAGGAUGUUCUUUCACAAGGAUUGAUCUCCAUCCAACCCCUUUCACUUUCCCCUUUCCCUCCCUUGUCCUAAUCUCCUGCCCUUUGACCCUCACCCUCUUGUUCUCUACUCCCACCCACCCUCUCCUGUUUGCCCUCACCCUGAGCCUCUUUCCCCCAUAAUUCAUUUCACCCCCUUGACCAUGUUGCCAUGUGUUUCCUGGCUCCAACUUAUCCUCAUCUUGCUGUCCUCUGUCUUAUGGACCCUGGGGGAAAAUUGCCCAACGACCUGCCUGUGCCCAGAUCCUCACACUGUGGACUGUAGUGGCCGCGGGCUUACCCGUCUACCCGAUGAAAUCCCCCUGGAUGUACGCAGGCUUUUGCUGGCUGACAACUGGAUACCCCGCAUCCCCUCGGACUUCCUGGUUCUGUACAGUGACCUGGUCUACCUGGACCUCCGGAACAACUCUCUUUCCCACAUAGAACCGGGGACUCUCAGCACCACUUCCAGGCUGGUCUUCCUGGACCUGGGCAGCAACAACCUGACUGAAAUCCCUAAAGGAACAUUUGGGGAGUCCCGGAGCCUGAUCAAACUAAGGCUUGGCAACAACCCAUAUCUGAGCAUGGUCAAUGAGGAAGCUUUUCUGGGCCUCACCUCUCUGAGAGAAUUGGAACUGGAGCGUAAUGCACUGUCUACCCUAAAAGUGGGGGCACUGAGUCAGUUGCCCUCCCUGCGGGUAGUGAGGCUAGAGGGCAACCCCUGGGUAUGCAAUUGCAACUUUGCCAACCUGUUCACAUGGCUGAUGGAGAACAGUCACAAGCUUCCAAAUGGGGUGGAAGGCAUGGAGUGCUCCCUCCCCACGGACGGCAGACGUAUAUCCCUGACCCAGCUCUCAAAGGACAGCUUCCGUGAGUGCCAGGCCACCCUGACUCUAACAGACCUGCUCAUCAUCAUUUUCUCUGGCAUCUCAGUUUCUGUGGUGGCCAUCAUGACAAGCUUCUUCCUGGCUUCAACUGUUCAUUGCUUCCAGCGCUGGAGUAAAGGCACCAAGGGCGAUGAGGAGGAGAGUGAGGAGUGAGAGGGAUUUUCUUUCGACGAUCCACACAGUACUGGUACUUUAAACAACGAGAGGACACAGAAGACAAUGUGUGCUACAUGUGACAAGUUAUAUGCUGCGUCCUCCCUGGUGAAUAUCUGGGACUGUUUAAUGGUAGGAUCUUGCCCUGGUAUGGUUGCAGUUGUUUUCUUUGCGUAUGGACAUCUGAAAUGUGGUGAUGAAGGACAUUCUUUAGGAAUGAGCCAAAGUCUCAAUAAAAAUUUGUGAGUGUCCUGCUCAACUCACAAAAUGAUAUUAUCGAGAUCAUAUUUUAGCCUGUGAGAGCUUAUAGCCAUCUUUUAUGGCUACUGGAUCUUGGCUUUAUGCUAUUGGCCUGUACAAAUAAAGCGAGGUUAACCUUCAUAAUGAGAGAGAAAAGCAUUUUGAAACAGAAGUGUUGCUGCAGUGCUGGCACUUUAAUCCAAGACAGGCCAAUAACUUGCAACUCUGGUCUGAAAUCCGGAGAAAUGACGUUAAAGUUUUAGAUGAGUUUCAGUGCGACUUUACCUGUGUAGGGCAGAAUGCUUGAUCCCAUUAAAAUAAAAAGAUGUCAUACCGAUCAAUGACCUCAGUAUUUAACUGCCUACAACAUGAUAUGCUGGCAUAUCCUGCCAUUUACAUGUCUAUUUUGGACAGCCUCACUCACUUAGAUUCAAACGUGGUUCACAUGCACUGGAGAACGCAAAUAUUGUUCCUUCAGCAUGUAAAUUUAGACACUUGAACACAAAGGAUUUGGACAAUGGUGAGAUGUUGGUUAGCGGGUGUACUGCAGGCAGGAAGAGUUUCCAGUGGGUCUACACAUCUUUUCAGCAGUGUAUGCAUUAUAUAAUCACAAAUUUAUGUACAAAAGAAAACAAUGUACAGUCAAACGAGCAUAUAAAUCAAGAGGAUGUACUAUGUACCUUAGACUGAUAGACUGCAAACUGUGUAGAAAGAUAUAGAAAGAUACCUAAAACAACAGUAUAAUCUUAAAAAUUAUGACAAAUACGGUAUUAAAAUAGUGUCUAUGUAGAACAAUUGUGUCAAAUAAUGCACUUUAUAUGGGUAACCUAAUUUUGGCAAGCCCCCAGUGAUGCUAAGUAGACUGGCUUGUCUUCAUCUGCCAAAGAUUAGGUUUAGGUGAAGGAGAGAUUUGUUGUGGAUGAUGUGUUGCUUAGUGAGGUGAGGAUAGCUCCUUAACAGAAGUAUAGCCAAAUCACACCCUGUACACACAUGUUGUACUCAGUCGAACAGUUAUGGACUCCAAAGAUUAACAUUUUCUGUCUGUGAGUGAACCAGCUGUCUUACUUCACUUCACGCAUGGCAGUCUUUAACCUCUAUUUUACUUCAGAAUGAAUAAUUAUUCACUAAGGUGGCAGGCAAGAGGCUUGUCUGUUGAGGUGUAAAUAGAUGACUGUUCUGUUUAUGACAUCCAGAAUAGAUACAUAAUGAAUUCACUCAGCUUAUUCUCCUUUUACUAAACAUCUUCCAGUAUCUUGUCAGCUGCUGAUCUGAUCUCCUGGAAAAGUCUCAAAACUCUUACUUGUAUCAACAGCAUCUGCAUUCACAAGACUGACAGUGCAGUAGAAUCUAAAUUAAAUAAAGCAGCACCCUCAAUAUUAUCAGUUUCUGUUUCUUAUUUGUCUAUUUACUAUUAGGAUUUGGAAUGCUCAAAACUGGACUCUGCACUUUAUUUCCCCAACAUUAUGGUAUGUUGCAUUGCU
Messenger RNA from Scatophagus argus, 3988 nucleotides. RefSeq names its product leucine rich repeat containing 38b (gene lrrc38b). Lineage: Eukaryota; Metazoa; Chordata; Actinopteri; Scatophagidae. Bases 1392 to 2267 code for a protein of 291 amino acids. Gene Ontology annotation, molecular function: transmembrane transporter binding; potassium channel activator activity; voltage-gated potassium channel activity. Gene Ontology annotation, cellular component: voltage-gated potassium channel complex. The record is from RefSeq and is a predicted model, not a curated record. The transcript is spliced from 2 exons.